AUGAAAGUGCGACGAUUUUGCAGAGGCUUUCUAAACCGGGUCUCGUUUGGAGUGAAGUCGGUGAAACCUGGCAACCCUGAGUAGAUCUGAGUGGAAGUGAGCGGAGUCUCAGGUGAGGAGCAGCGGUUCUGUGCUACAGAGCGCGUGCCACACACUGCAGGUAAACCUGUACAGAAUACAUGUUACCAAAGACUUUUAAAGCUUUAUUACUGUUUUUAUUAACUUCUUUUUAACGGUUAAAAGCUUUUUUGUUAAUAAAUUUAUACAGAGAAAAAUUCAGUUACUCAUUAUGCCUGAAUAUCUCAGUCCUAAUGAGCAGCUUUAACAGAACAAACUUCUUCAAAGCACCACCAAAUCCGUGUUUAAAGGAGAUCUGCUGUUUAAAGGAGAUGUACUGUUUAAAGGAGAUCUACUGAUGGUGGUGAUGGCUAGUGGUCUGCUCGUGCUCCAUUUAAAGUCAGUGUGCCAUCAGUUUUCUACAAAUCAGCUGCUUGCUGUCAGUUGAUGAGGAGUGGGGCUGGAAAAGAAGCACCUGGCACCCCCCAAAAAACAAGGGUGAUAUCCUUCUAAUCACUUCACGCUUCCAGCACAGCCCCCUGUCCAGGAUUCUACACGUUCCUGCACACUCCAGAUGUGAGAAGAUGUUGGAAUUUCGGUCUGGUUCGUAACCAAACAGCAAGAAAAGUUUUUUUUUUUUUUUUUUUCACCUCUCAUGGAUCUGUUAUGGAUGUAAUGAAGGACACUUUCUGCUGGAGAAGCAACACCACCAGGAUCCCAGACUGUUUUAAAUGAUUCCUAAUUCAGAUGUGUAGAAGACUUUGUGACAUUGUGAUUUGUGACUUGACGAGGAGCUAGGAUGCCAAAACAGCACUGCAGGAAACUGUCUCUGUUCCAGGCGCUCACCCUUGUUAUGCUGUUGACGUCCCUGGAUUGCCUGUCAUCCCAGGAAACUCAGGGCAGACGUGUUGGCCAUUCAUCUCGAGUGCCUCGGCAGCUGUUUUAUAAGAAUGAGUGGGCUUCGUGGGGAGUUUGGUCCGAGUGCUCUCGUUCCUGUGGAGGAGGAGCGUCCAUCCGCCGACGGACCUGCAUCUACAGGAAUCCAGUUGGAGGCCCAUGUUUGGGAGAUCCCAGGCAGUAUAAGAUCUGCAACACUAAGGGGUGUCCUCCUGGAUCUCUAGACUUCAGAGAACUGCAAUGCAAAGCAUUUGAUGACAAGCCUCUGGUUGCUGGGAGUUACCAGUGGACUACUUUUCAUGGAGGCUCUGACCCCUGUGAGCUCAGCUGUUUGGCUCUGGGACACAAUUUCUACUACAACUUUGGGCGAGUCCUGGAUGGCACACCCUGCACAACCGAGCCUGGGGCCGUAUGUGUGAACGGGAAAUGCCUGAAACCAGGGUGUGACCUGAUCUUUGGCUCCCAGCAGCAGGAAGAUGCCUGCAUGGUGUGUGGAGGCCAGAACACCACCUGCCUUCAUCAUCGUAGUGUGUACCGGAGUAACGGCCAGGAGAUCGGGCCAUUUGGAUACAAUGAGGUCACCAUGAUCCCAGCUGGAGCCACCCACAUCAGAGUGACUGAUAACACCAAAAACUAUUUAGCCCUUCAGAAUGGACAUUCCCAGUUUGUGAUAAAUGGGAACUGGAAGAUCAGUGUUCCAGGGGAGUAUAACGUGGCCGGGACCAAACUGCUGUACCGACGCUCUGCUGAUACAUGGGAAAGUUUUGAGGUGCCCGGGCCGACACAGGAGGACUUGCAUAUUAUGGUUCUAUCCACUGAUGAGAAUUCUGGGAUAGAGUAUGAAUACUGGCUGCCCCCUGAGCUCUACGCCCUGCAUCAUGGAAGGAAGAGUCCAUACCGGCAUCAGCACACAUCAAACUUCCUGCCCUGGGAACUGCCAACUACUACCGCCACCACUACCACCACCACAACGAGACCUCCUGCCACCACGCAGCCUUCAUGGGGUCCUGUAGGCAGACGAAGACCUCCCGUGAGACCUCCCUUUCAGCAGCAGCCACUGCCUCGUCUGGAACGAGAUGAGAAGAGUAACUACCUGCCCCGGAUGCACAGCACAGGUUACUGCGGUAAAUGCAGGAGGGUGAAAGGGCGUGGGGAACGGCAGAGGCAGUACUGCCAGAAGGAUUAUGUCUUCAGAGCCAAGAUCUUGGGGAAGGUCUAUGUUGGCGAGGAGACGCGAUACGACGUGCAAAUUAUCCACACGUACCGCAACCGCUUCCGUCUGGAACGGCGUGAAUACUUAUGGGCCCCCAACAGGUGUGAUUGCCCUGCGCUGGAGGAGGGCUAUCAGUACGUGCUAAUGGUCAGGCGUCACGUAAACCAUGAACAGACACUUGAUCGCAUUCUGCUGGAGGAGGACAGCUACACUCAGCUUUACCGCCCACGUGAGGACAGCCUACUGCGCCCCCUGGAGGAUCUUUGCAGUAACAGGGGACCGAGAACUCACCAGAGAGGGUAGAGGGUGUGGACUUGGGCCCUGUUUGGCUGAAUUCAUUGUGCACUCGUUAUAUUUAAUCCUGCUUAAAAAAAACAACACCACAAAUGAUGAGAAAAAACUACCUGUCGCUGGCUUUAAAAAGUAUCUGUGGAUAUUACAGGAACCCUUGGGAAGAAAAGGAGCCCAUAAGUUCCAGAGUUAAGUCACACCAAAGCUAGUCACUAAAUGAAGCACUUUAGGUGAAUGUUAUAACCUACCUUUAAAAAUGCAUAUACCAAAGAAGAACAUUUUUUUGUUGUAUUAUUAUCAGAGUUAAUGUUGCCUUACAUAUAUUUACCGAUCAACCGUAAUAUUUACUUCUCCUGUCAGUGUUUUUAAUAAAAUUGAUUACCUCAUUACAAUGGCACCUGUCAAGGGGUGGGAUAUAUUAGGCAUUGAUUGUUGAUGCAUUGAAAGCAUGAAAAAUGGGCAAGUGUAAGGAUUUGAGCGACUUUGACAAGGGCCGAAUUGUGAUGACUAAACGACUGGGUCAGAGCAUCUCCCAAAAUCUCCAGGUCUUGUGGGAUGUUCCCGGUAUGCAUUUGGUUAGUACCUACCAAAAGUGGUCCAAGGCUCAUUGAUGCGUGUGGGGAGCGAAGACUAGCCCGUCUGGUCCGAUCUCACAGAAGAGCUACUGUAGGACAAAUUGCUGAAAAUGUUCAUGCUGGCUCUGAUAUACAAGUGUCAUAACACACAGUUCAUCACAGCUUGCUGUACCUGCAGACUGGUCGGAGUACCCAUGCUGACCCCUGUCCACCACCUGCUCCUACAAUGGGCACGUGAGCAUCAAAACAGAACUACGGCACAAUGGAAGAAUGUGGCCUGGUCUAAUGAGUCUUGUUUUCUUUUACAUCAUGUGGCGGCUGGGUACAUAUGCGUCGCUUACCUGGGGAAGAGAUGGCACCAGGAUGGGAAGAAGGCAAGCUGGAGGAGGAAGUGUGAUGCUCUGGGCAAUGUUCUGCUGGGAAACCUUGAGUCCUGGCAUUCAUGUUGCUGUUAUUUUAACACACAUACCACCUACUUAAACGUUGUUGUAGUCCAUGUACACCCCUUCAUGCCAAUGGUAUUCCCUAAUGGCAGUGGCCUCAUUCAGCAGGAUAAUGCACCAUGUCACACUGCAAAACUUGUUAAGAUGGUUUGAGGACACAGAGCUCAAGGUAUUGACUUGGCCUCCAAAUUCCCCAGAUCUCAAUCCGAUUGGAGGCCUCACCUCAGUGCUUACAGGAUUUAAAGGAUCUGCUGCUAACAUCUUGGUGCGAGAUACCACAGCACACCUUCAGAGGUCUUGUGGAGUCCAGGACGGGUCCGAGCUGUUUAGGCGGCAUAAGGGGGAGCUACACAAUAUUAGUUGGUUAGAUGGUUUUAAUGUUAUGGCUGAUCGGUAUAUAAGCAUAAAAUGUAUCUAAUUUCUCUCUGCUGUUUGUUUUUUCCUACAAUUAUUGUUUGUUUUUUUAUUAUAUUUAUGAUAAGAUUAUAUGUAGAAAUCCUACCUACAUUUAUGUAUGUGUUUUGCUUUUGAUAUAUAUUUUUUACUAUCAGUGUGUUUAUUGACAGUGAUGCAAAAACUUUAUUGAAUACCUCAAGCAGAAGUCUGACUUGAUUGUUAUCAAAGUGCUUCAGUGCGAUGAUCCGUUGAAGAGAGCGAAACAUUUCAGGAGGAUCUCCGUAACGAUCAGUAGACAAAGAUAAUGAUGCUGACCUGGACCCAAUCUCUUCCACUGUAUAAUCAAACUCACUGAUGUAUUUGAUAAUAGUUUUCUAAGACCAUCAUUUAUAUUAUUUAUCUAGAAUGCAGUCCACAAUGCAUGUUCCACACACUCCACUAAUUAAACCGACACUGUGUUUAAUUAUUAUCAGUAAAACUAAUGCCCGAAUGUAUAGCCGUGUCAUUGAAACAUGGGGGAUGCAACAGCAUUCAAUAAAAACUUGCCAUGAGACAGUGGGAUGCUGAAGAAACAGCGUUUGUGUAACACUUAACACAUAACACUUUGCUCUGUGACGACAGGAUAUAGAAAGUAGAAGUGUGUAUUUCUCUAGAGUUUGCCUAAACACCAAAUACAAACUGCACCGAGUGAAGGCCAAACUUGGUGCAUCUGCUCCGGAUCAACAUUACAGAGAAGACUCUGUGUAUUUUUGCACACUGGCCCAACAUGCUAAAGCGGAUUUAGAACUUGCCCAGAUCUACAAAGAAUAUUACUGCACCUGACCCAAAUCUGGGGCAUGUCCAGUUGUUAUUUUGAAUAUCUGGCACAAGUGUCGCACACACCCGGGUCCAAAUGAACAUAUAUACUAACCCCACUGAUAAAUACUAUAUAUAAAACUGUAUAAUUUUAUCUGAAUGUUCAUAAAGUAAAAACUAUCAGGGGCAUGGCGGUUUAGUGGUUAGCACAUUUGCCUCACACAUCUGGGGUUGGGGAUUUGAUUCCCACCUCCGCCCUGUGUUUGCGGAGUUCGUAUGUUCUCACCAUGCUUCAGGCUAUAGGCUGAUUGGCAUGCCUAAAUUGUUGGCACCCCAUACAGUGCGUCCCCUGCCCUGUGCACCGAGACCCCAGGGAUAGGAUCCCACGACCCUGUGUAGGAUAAGCUGUACAGAAAA
Ictalurus furcatus (blue catfish) is the source of this 5084-nucleotide messenger RNA. RefSeq names its product ADAMTS like 5 (gene adamtsl5). Bases 857 to 2470 code for a protein of 537 amino acids. Gene Ontology annotation, molecular function: protein binding; metalloendopeptidase activity. Gene Ontology annotation, cellular component: extracellular matrix. Gene Ontology annotation, biological process: extracellular matrix organization. NCBI's taxonomy places the organism in Eukaryota, Metazoa, Chordata, Actinopteri, Siluriformes, Ictaluridae. The transcript has 14 exons. The record is from RefSeq and is a predicted model, not a curated record.